Molecule: messenger RNA, 6754 nt
Organism: Mercenaria mercenaria
Lineage: Eukaryota; Metazoa; Mollusca; Bivalvia; Venerida; Veneridae
Product: MAGUK p55 subfamily member 7-like
Exons: 18
Coding region: 230-2005 (591 amino acids)
Cellular component (GO): plasma membrane; cell-cell junction
Molecular function (GO): protein binding
Source: RefSeq, a predicted model, not a curated record
GUCUGGCAUGUAGAGGAGAGAACUUGAUCAUGUUAAAUAUUGGAAUAUCGACUUUGUGGUAUAAUGUUCUUAACAAAAUGACUCACCAACAGAAAUUACGAUGAAAAAGAUGUCUUUGUUUAGUGGAUAGACGUGCCUGACACCAGUAGAAUGGAAUUUAAAGGCUGAUGAGAGAAGGUGUACCAGGAAAGCUGGAUGCCCUCCAUGAUGUAUCACGAGACUUCCCAUAAUGCCUGUAACCCUGUCAUUGAAAACACAGCAAUAUAUUGAUCCAGAUGCCAACAAGAUAGUGAGCAGUCUUCCUGUUCUACACUCCGAAUACAGUGCUCCAGACGAACAUAUUGCCUUCCUCAGGAGGUUCUUCAGGGCGCACGACACACAGACACUCAUGAAGAUUUUUAGAAAACUAUACAUGGUUGAAUGCAGGCGACUGAGUCCUUUGACAAGAGCUGUUGUUUCCAUUGCGGCAACGGUGUACGGAAAUAUACGAGGAUGUGGACACAAUAUUCUUGUCACAGAGUUACUGCAGAUUCUUUCAAAACCAAACUUUCAGGCUCUACUUUACUGCCAUGACAAAAUAGCAUCACGUGACUUUAGUCCUCAGUUGAGCGAGGAUUUUGGCGUGCAAAAUGGAGAUGACCAAACGGAACAUGUUACUGUGAUACAAUUCAUAAAAACCAGUGAACCUCUUGGUGCCACAUUGCAGUACAACGACGAGACGGGUACUUUACAGAUAGCAAGAAUUAUGAUUGGUGGAGCGGCAGAUAGAAGUGGGUUAUUACAUAUUGGAGAUGAGAUUUUAGAAGUGGCUGGUAAAAGUGUCAGGGAUAAAACACCAGACGAAGUCGUACAGAUGUUAGGCAAGAUGACCGGUUCAAUAUCAAUGAAAAUAGUCUCAGGGACAAAUAGGCUUGUCACUCUAAGGGAGAGUAAGAUGAGAGUGCGGGCGUUCUUUGAUUAUAACCCAAUUAACGACGUGUUAAAUCCGUGCCCUGAUGCUGGUCUCAACUUUUGUCGUGGGGACGUCCUUCAUAUAGUCAGUCAGGACGACCCCUGGUGGUGGCAGGCUCGUAAGGAAGGAGAGCUUAGUGGCAAAACUGGACUGAUACCUGCAAGGCAGCUCCAAGAAAGGUUUGAAAUGACAGAGAUGAUGAAACGUUACCAUAGUGAUGAAGAUCUGCGAAACUGUACUGGUCGUUCUUCUCGAGGAACAAGUCCAUGUCGUAUCAGUCCUAAGAUACCUCGAUCACGAAGGAUAAAGAAAACAAUGUACCAGGCCCAGCACAGUGGAGGUACACCCGAGAUCUACCGUAGAGAGUACGAUAUUGAAGAUAUUCCUACCUAUGAAGAAGUAGAACUCUUCCAGCCCACUCAAGACAGAUUCCGUCCAGUAGUUCUUAUAGGUCCGCCCGGAGUUGGACGAAAUGAAUUAAAAAGGCGUGUGAUGGUGUAUGCCCCGGAUACUUUCGAGGAAGUUGUACCUUACACGAGCAGGAAACGAAAACAACACGAGCAGGACUCUAGGGAAUAUCACUUUGUGCCUCGGGAGGAGAUGGAAAGGGGGAUAAUCAAUCACAAGUUUGUAGAAUUUGGAGAAUUUAAAGGCAAUUUAUAUGGUACCAGUUAUGCCUCAAUCCGAUCUGUUAUCCAAUCCGGAAAGAUUUGUUUACUAACACCUCAUACACAGGCUCUAAAGUUUUUGCGUUGUGCUGAAAUCAAACCAUUUGUUAUAUUCAUUAAACCUCCUCCAUUAGAAGUACUGAGAAUGACGAGAAGACAGACAAGGGCCAUGAAAACAUUAGAAGGAGGAACCACUAGGUUACUAACAGAUGAAGACUUUACAGACAUGCUCAGUAUUGGAGCAAGAAUAGAGAUAAAAUACGCUCAUUUCUUUGAUGCUAUACUGAUCAACGAUGACAUUAUAAAGGCCUCUAAACAGCUUCUAGCGGUCAUUAAUGAACUUCAGUCCAAACCUCAGUGGGUGCCUCUCAGCUGGGUUAGAUGACGCAACAACGUACUUAGAUACAAUUGCCAAUGAUUCAUAGCAUUAAAUGAUAAAAACUUUGGUAAAAUAGCUAGAGUAUUGACUUAAUAUAUGGAAAUUGAGAUCAUGUCCUGGUAACAAUGUAUAAAUCAUUUCUGUAGUGGUAUUUAUAACUUAGUACUGUGCAAAGGUAAAAAUAUACUUGAGUUUUUGCCCCCUUGUUAAUUUUCUGGAUAGGCCUAGAUUUUCUUUUUCUCUUGAAUAACUAUAUAUGCAAAAGGUUACCCUUUCUUCCUAGCAUAAACAGUUAUAAAUAUUCAUUAUUUAGAAAUAUAAUUAUUUGAACACUUUUAAGAAGUAUUUUAAUUUUAUCAAUACCCACAAUAUCUAAAGAUAAUAGGUUUUUGAUAUUUUUGAAAAUGCAAUUGAAGUCAGCCAUUGAAUUUGAUUUUUUAAAGUGAUUUUCAAACUUAGAUCUUGUUACCAAUUUUACUAAUAUUUGUCGUAAAUCAGUUGAAUAUAUGCAAUAUGUUUGAAUUAGUAUCUUUCAGGAAACAAUAUAUCCCUUUCGGAAAUAUUAAAGUUUACCACAAACACUUGUUGCAAUCAUGCUGCGAAUAUCAGGCAAACAUACUGUGAAAACUUUUGAUACAACUGAUACAAUGUUUGCAGGAUGUUCAUUUAGUGCUAACGUUUCACAUGCAAAUUAGAUUUGCCGCGAACAAGUUGCUGCGAACUUCUGGUGAACAAGUAGCUGUGAGCAUCCGCGAACAAGUUGCAGCAAUCAUCCCGCGAACUAGUUGCUGCUAACAUGCCGCAAACUAGCUGAAAACCUCGACUACCAAGCAAAACCUGGCCAGAAAUUGUCCACAAAAUUGCAUGCACAGAAAAAAAACAUCAAAUAAAUUAAUAGGAAUCGGGGAUAUAAUUUUAUUGAAUAAACUUAGCACCGAGGCUGUAAUAAAUUUUAAAUUGUCAAUGUCUGAACUAUUUCAUAUCAUGAUACUUGGUAUAUUUUGAAUUUUAAUGAUAAAAUAUGUAUGAAUUUUAAUUAUUAAUUGUAAUUUAAAUAACAGUGUCUCAGUGCAUGUAUUCAUUUCAUCCCAAUGUUUUUUUUCUUCACACUGCUUAUAAGUUAUAUGAAUGACUACAAAUCUGUCAUAGUUUUUCUUUUACAUCUUAAUUAUCAAACUUAUGAAGUGGAAAUUGUCAUUUUUAGCUCACCUGAGCCAAAGGCUCAUGGUGAGCUAUUGUGACCGCUCAAUGUCCGUCGUGCGGUGUGCAUCGUGUGUCCAUCAACAUUUUCUAAAAAAAACUUCUUCUUGAAAACCACUGGGCAGAAUUACACCAAACUUCACAGGAAUGAUCCUUGGGUGGCCCCCUUUCAAAAUUAUUCAAAGAAUUGAAUUUCAUGCAGAACUCAGGUCGCCAUGGCAACCGAAAGGAAAAACUUUAAAAAUCUUCUUGUCCAAAACCACAGGGCCUAGGGCUUUGAUAUCUGGUGUGUAGCAUCAUCUAGUGGUCCUCUACCAAAAUUGUUCAAAUUAUUCCCCUAGGGUCAAAUAUGGUUUAUAUAGACUUAUAUAUGGAAAACUUUGAAAAUCUUCUUGUACAAAACCACACAACAUAGUCAACAUUUAAAACUUCGUUCUUGUCAUGGUGGUACUCUGGUGGGCAGCAAAACCUUAUGUAAAUCUAAAAUAUUCCAUCACAUAAAUAUUUAAUAUACAGACUAAAUUAGUUAAAUGUAUUUAGUUAAAUGUAUUUCAUUGUAAUUUUAUUAUGUUUUAAUAUGUUUGUAUUAAUAUAUUCUUUCUCAUGUAUAUGUAUAUAUGUUGAGGCCCAUAUGUAAGAUUGGUUUCCAAAUAUGUUUGCCUCGUAAAAUAAAGUCAUUAGUAUUAUCAUUAUUAUUAUUAUACACAGUCUAGGGCUUUGAUAUCUGGUAAUGUAGCAUCAUCUAGUGGUCCUCUACCAAGAUUGUUCAAAUUAUCCCUCUAGGGUCAAAUGUGGCCCCGCCCGGAGUCUCAAGUUUUACAUAGACUUAUAUAUGAAAAAAAGUUUAAAAAUCUUGUCUGAAACCACAACACUUAGACCUUUGAUAUUUGGUUUGUAGCAUUGUCUUAUGGUUCUCAACCAAAAUUGUUAAAAUUGUACCCCUGGGGUGAAAAGAGGCCCUGCCCUGGGGGUCUAAAGUUUUAUAUAGACCUAUAUAGGAAAAAAACUUUAAAAUUCUUCUUGUGUGAAACCAUACAACCUAUGCUUUUGACAUUUGGUAUGAUGCAUUGUCUAGUAGUCCUCUACCAAAAUUGUUCAAAUUAUGCCCCUGGGGUUAAAAGAAGCCCCGCCCUGGGGUAACUUAGUUACUAUGUGAGUUAUAUAGGAAAAAAUAGCCGUAAUAAAUAACAUACUAAAUACAUAGGAUGUUAUGAAUGUCAUAAAGCUGCUAUCAGGUGUAAUAUGCAGAAGUUUUAAUUCCAUGCAUGCUGUCCUUCUUAAAUUUUUAGAACAAAAUGUUAUAAACAUUUCCUGUAAAAGCUGUUGGAGAGGCUUAUUGCAACACGAAGCGAAUAGAAUUAAAUAAUAUUGUGUAUAAAACCUUUAAAUUGUUGUGUUCCUGACUGUCCUGGCUACCCAUGGUUUUGCUUGUAUUUUUUAGCUCACCUGAGCACAAAGUGCUCAUGGUGAGGUAUUGUGAUCACGCUGUGUCUGUCGUACGUGCAUCCGUCCGUGCUUGCGUCAAGUCGUCCGUCAUCAACAUUUGUGUUUAAACAACAUCUCCUCCAAAACCACUGAAUGGAUUUUGAUGAAACUUGGCCUUGAUGUUCCUUGGAUGGUUCUCUACCAAAGUUGUUCAAACAGUUCCGCUUGGUUGCACAUAGGGGCUGCCAGAGCUAAAAAUAAUAAAAACUUCAAUUGACAUCUCCUCCUAAACCGAUGGUCUGAUUUUGAAAUAAUUUCACACAAAUGGUCCUUAUGUCACCCUCUACCAAGAUUGUUCAGAUUAUACUGAUUAGAGGGCGUGGUCACUUUUCCCUAUAUGUAUAUAGUGGAAACUUUAAAAAUCUUCUUGUGUGAAACUGCUUGCCGGAUUUUAGAAUAAUUUUACACAAAUGGUCCUUGUGUAACCCUCUACCAAGAUUACUCAAAUUAUUUUGAUUCAUCAAAAAACAUGGCUGCCAGAGGGCAUGGUCACUUUUUCCUAUAUGUAUAUAGUGGAAACUUUAAAAAUCUUCUUGUGUGAAACUACUGGCACGAUUUUAGAAUAAUUUUACACAAAUGGUCCUUGUGUGACCCUCUACCAAGAAUGUUCAAAUUGUUUUGAUAUGUCAAAAAACAUGGCCACCAGAGGGCGUGGUCACUUCCCUAUAUGUAUAUAGUGGAAACUUUAAAAAUCUUCUUGUGUGAAACUGCUGGCCCGAUUUUAGAAUAAUUUUACACAAAUGGUCCUUGUGUGACCCUCUACCAAGAUUUUCAAAUUAUUUUGAUUCAUCAAAAAACAUGGCCGCCAGAGGGCGUGGUCACUUUUCCCUAUAUGUAUAUAGUGGAAACUUUAAAAAUAUUUUUUGUGUGAAACUGCUGGCCCGAUUUUAAAAUAAUUUUGCACAAAUGGUUCUUGUGUGACCCUCUACUAAGAUUGUUCAAAUUAUUCUGAUUCAUCAAAAAACAUGGCUGCCAGGGGGCGUGGUCACUUUUCUUCUCUGAAUCAAUAAUAGCUAGCCUUGAUAUUUGGUGUGCGAUAUCAGAUUUGGAAUGUCUACCAUAAUUGUUCAAAUUAUUGCCCUAGGUUCAAAAGUGUGUGUGACAUGUAUAUAAUAUAGGCUAACAUAGAAGAAACCUAACUCUGUACUUAUACAAACACUUCUGAAGCCUUGUACACAGGUGAGCGCUUUAGGGUCAAUGACCCUCUUGUUUUCUUUCAUUGUUUUGUUUUUCAACCAUCUCUUUGGUUCAGGCACAUAACACAAGGUCUUGUACAAGAAGUCUUAUUUUCCUGGGGUUUUUAUUUAAUGAGUGCCAAAUUUCUGAUUGUUCAAUGCUUGUUAUGAUCAUAUUUGAAAAAUGCCCAGUGUUUCUGUCUAACACCAGUUCAGUACUGAAUAAAUUUGCCAGUUUUUCACAAAUUUCAUGAAUAUGCAAAGUGGUGUCAUGCUUUUGGAGCUUGCGACAUAAUAUCAGCAUUUCUUGUGGAAGUCUACUGAGUUGAAAUUGUGACAGAACAUUAUGAAUGACCCUCAAAGCAAAAAGUAUUUCAUAAUAUACAUGUACUACAUACUGACUCGGUAUAUGCCAAAAAGAAAAUAAGUAUUGUUAAAUUUCAUGACAGAGAAGUAAAUAUACUGAUCGACCUCAUGAUAUGACAAAUAUUAUUUACAAAUAUUGUCUGCCGAAUAGCGAAUUUUCUAUUAUGAGUGGGAAUUUAGUAUGUGAUCAGACUGAACCAAGCCCUAUGACGGCGCCCUUAGUUUUGUUGAUAUCAAAUGUAUAUAUUUAAAUCAUUACUAUAUUACAUGUACACAUUUGUAAACAAAUAUUUAUAAGAAGACUGAAUGUAUAAACAAAUUAUUUAUUAAUUGUACAAUAACUUAAAUGGCAUUCUAAAUUGAAAAUAAAAGUAUGUAUUUUUAAAUAUUCUUUGUUGUGUAUUUAUACAGAAAUGAUUAUGCUAGUGUACUUUGUAUUGUUUGGACAUUGAUGUUAAAUUUGUCAUUUUUUCAACAUAAAUUUUGUUGUUGGACUUUUAUAAAUUAUUCUCUUUUUAUAAAAGCAACA